UUCCUUUAUAGCAAUAGCUUUACAACAUUCCACGUGUACGUGUAUACAACGUCUAGAGAGAAGAUGACAGACACAGAACAGAAGGAGAACGUCCCUAGCCCUGCACCUGUAGCUGAUCAACCAAAGCUGAGGAAGAGAAGAAAAGGCUGGGAUGUGGCCGAAUCAAAUGAGGUUGAGAUUGAGCAGACUGGACCGCUCAUACAACCAGCUGUACUCUCCGCACUCAACCCACAACAAACACAGAAUCUAGCCAUGGCCAAGAAAUAUUGUGCCGACGUCUCGUCCAAGUUUCAACAACAACGACACACUGAGCAGCAGGUGGUCCAGAUGCAGCAGUUGCAAGAGGCGGCCAACAAACAGAGAGCGUUGCUAUUAAUGACCAGGAUCUAUGUGGGUAGCAUCAACUUUGAGAUUGGAGAAGAAACAGUCAAGACUGCCUUUUGUCCGUUUGGAACCCUCAAGUCUGUCAACCUUUCUGUGGAUACGGCUGCUAUGAAACACAAAGGCUAUGCCUUCGUUGAGUACGAGACAGCUGAGGCAGCACAACUGGCACUGGAGCAAAUGAACGGUGUUGUCAUGGGUGGACGGAAUAUCAAGGUUGGUCGCCCUAAUAACGUGCCUCAGGCUGCCCCCAUCAUCGCUCAGAUUCAGCAGGAGGCUACCAAGUACCCACGGAUCUAUGUGGCUUCCAUUCAUCUUGACCUUCUCCCAGAAGACGUUAAGAGUGUAUUUGAGGCAUUUGGGAAGAUCAAGAAGUUGGAGUUGGCUCCUGACACUAACCCGGCCAAGCACAGGGGGUGGGGCUAUAUCGACUACGAGAACGCUAAGAGUGCAGCUGAUGCCAUUGCCUCCAUGAACUUGUUUGACCUGGGCGGACAGUUCCUGAGAGUGGGAAGGGCACUGACCCCUCCACUUCCACUCUACCCUCCAAAUGCCGCCCCCGUGUUGCCAGGGAUACUCGGCCUGGGCAUGGGAGGAGACUCCAUGGCUGGUAUAAUCCCCACUGAUGUCAUGUCAUACAGCGACGAAACUGUGAAUGUGACGAUGCCCCUGGCUCAGUCUAAGGUGGAGGAGGAGAGAGAUGACGUGAUGGCCGAGAAGGCUGUUGUCAUCACUAACCCAGAGAGCAAUACUUUACAGUCAGAGGAGAACGUCUCCAUCUCUGGUAGCAACGCUCGCCUCAUGAUCAUGAAGAAGCUGUCCAGGAAAACAGAGUCCCGUGUUUUGGUGCUCAACGACAUGGUAACUAUGGAAGACCUUGACGACGACCUUGAAGAAGAGGUGACCUCUGAGUGCUCUAAGUACGGCAGUGUGGAGAGGGUCAUUAUCUACCAGGAGCGACAGAGCAUGGAAGACAAUGCUGAUGUUAUUAUCAAGAUAUUCGUCCUUUUCUCAGUCACAGCUGAGGCUGUAGCAGCUGCUAAAUCUCUCCAUGGUCGAUGGUUUGGAGGACGGAUGAUAAAGGCGGAGCUUUACGAUCAGGAGAAGUUUGAUGCCAACGACCUGUCACACUGACUCACUAGCCGUCUCUUUGUUCAUGCACACACACAUGCAGAACUAUACGUAUCAACACCUUCUGUGACUCUGUUACUAUAGAUGGACACAAAUUGUUUCGCUUCUUGCUUUGUAUAUAAUAGUUGUAUGUAUGCUACGUUAUGUUGAA
Molecule: messenger RNA, 1663 nt
Organism: Halichondria panicea
Lineage: Eukaryota; Metazoa; Porifera; Demospongiae; Suberitida; Halichondriidae
Product: poly(U)-binding-splicing factor PUF60-like
Exons: 11
Coding region: 64-1515 (483 amino acids)
Biological process (GO): regulation of alternative mRNA splicing, via spliceosome; mRNA splice site recognition; alternative mRNA splicing, via spliceosome
Cellular component (GO): precatalytic spliceosome; catalytic step 2 spliceosome
Molecular function (GO): RNA binding
Source: RefSeq, a predicted model, not a curated record